GCUGUCCUGAUCUGAAUCCUAUGAGACUUUUACCCCCGCAAGCCAUCACUUACCUCUGUCUUUCAGAACGAUAAGCUCUGAGAUUCAGAAAAACUACAAAUCCCAUAGAGUGUUGUACGUCGAGGACUUUUGGAGCGCAUGGUCGGCCGCGGCGCAGGCGCAGGCUUGACAGCGGAGAAACAUGGCGGCCCCGACGUUUACUGCGAGGUUGUACUCGUUGCUGUUCCGCAGGACCUCCACCUUCGCCCUCACCAUCGCCGUGGGCGCCUUGUUCUUCGAGCGCGCCUUCGAUCAAGGCGCGGAUGCGAUCUACGAACACAUCAACCAGGGGAAGCUAUGGAAACACAUCAAGCACAAGUAUGAGAAUAAGGAGUAGUUCCUUGGACACCCCUACCCACGCUGAAAGGACCAGAUCCACGCACCAGCUGUUUGCCCAGAACCAGGGCCUCAGCUUGAAGAUGAUGCUCAGAUUACUCUUCAUCAACCACCUUUAGCUGUUGGCAAGAAACAGCUUCACCUGACAGACUCUUUGACUUCUGCCACAUUUGAAGUAUGUUGGAGUCAUCAAUAAAUAAAUGUAAAUUAUCCUGAGA
This is a messenger RNA of Canis lupus familiaris (dog), 593 nucleotides long. RefSeq names its product ubiquinol-cytochrome c reductase, complex III subunit X (gene UQCR10). Gene Ontology annotation, biological process: mitochondrial electron transport, ubiquinol to cytochrome c. Lineage: Eukaryota; Metazoa; Chordata; Mammalia; Carnivora; Canidae. The transcript has 2 exons. The record is from RefSeq and is a predicted model, not a curated record. Bases 182 to 376 code for a protein of 64 amino acids.